Messenger RNA from Lasiosphaeria miniovina, 404 nucleotides. RefSeq lists its product as uncharacterized. The record is from RefSeq and is a predicted model, not a curated record. The coding region runs from base 1 to 399 and encodes 132 amino acids. NCBI's taxonomy places the organism in Eukaryota, Fungi, Ascomycota, Sordariomycetes, Sordariales, Lasiosphaeriaceae. The transcript is spliced from 2 exons.
AUGUUGGCGCUACGAAUUAUCAGAAGCCAGGCCGGUGCUUCGGGAAUCCCAGCACUGUUGGCGGCACAGCGCGCCGCUGUCCCUCUUCGUCCAGGCCGAGUCGCAAACUCGCAGGCUCGUCGUGUAGGGACAGUACUGGGGCGAGACCCCAAGGAUGACAUGGGCGGCCCCGGAGGUCAGGAAAUUUAUCCAGCCAGUUGGGGCAUUCAGAAACACUACCGCAUCGUUACUGCCCUUGGCGUUGCUACCGCCUGCGCCGUCAUGACCUUUGCCAAGCUCCUCGAAUGGAACAAAGACCCCGACUCUGUCUACGUCCUACUCCACGACUCAACCAAGGGCGAGCUUGGUGAUGUCCUCAAUCUCAGGGUAAAGCGGCCCGAGAUGGCAAAUCUCAAGUAAUUGAG